Messenger RNA from Rhineura floridana, 6323 nucleotides. RefSeq names its product DAZ interacting zinc finger protein 1 like (gene DZIP1L). Bases 194 to 2560 code for a protein of 788 amino acids. The transcript is spliced from 16 exons. Lineage: Eukaryota; Metazoa; Chordata; Lepidosauria; Squamata; Rhineuridae. Gene Ontology annotation, biological process: cilium assembly. The record is from RefSeq and is a predicted model, not a curated record. Gene Ontology annotation, cellular component: cytoplasm; ciliary basal body.
UUGAUUACAUUCUCUCUCUCUCUCUCUCUCUCUGUCUCUGUCUGUCUGUCUGUCUCUCUCUCUCUCUCUCUCACACACACACACACACAUUUCCCAGAACCCCUCAACAAAACAUGCCCUCCGAAGACAGCCUUUUGCUUCUAACAUUUACUACCCAUUACCUCUGCCUGCAUCUCGUCAUUACUGGACAGCUAUGCCAGGGUCCGCAUUGCCUGUGAACUUCCAAAGCAACAACAAUCUCUUUGGCAACAUGCUGGCUAGUCCUACCAUGACUCCAGCCUUUAAAUUCCAGUUGCGGCGAGAUAUGAUCGAUUGGAGACGGUUCAGUGCCAUUGAUGUGGAUCGGGUGGCUCGUGAGCUGGAUCUUGCCACUCUACAGGAAAACAUUAAUAGCAUCACUUUUUGCAAUCUUGAUGCAGAAAAGUGCCCUUACUGUCAGCAGCCGGUAGACCCUGUUCUCUUAAAGGUCUUUAAGAUGUCCCAACUGAUCACUGAGUACCUGCUGCACUCCCAGGAGUACUUGAGCAUGAGCCUGGCACUUCAGGAAGAGCAACACCAGGCUAACCUAGAAGACCUCAAGCGCAUCAAGCAUGACUUGGAGAAGCAAGCAGAAGAGCUGAAGAGUGUUAAGGAAGAGAGCAGGAGGCGGAAAAAGAUGAUUGCCACCCAACAGUUGCUCUUGCAAGCUGGGGCCAAUAAUUACCACAAGUGCCAACUCUGUGACAAGACCUUCAUGAACUACUCCUUUCUUCAAGCCCACACGCAGCGCAGGCACCUGGAGGCUACUGCAGCUGAGAAAGAGAAGAAGAAACAGGUGGAACAAAUGGAAAGUGAGAUUGAAGGACUGAAGGUCAAGCUGAGGGAGACCCAUGCCCAGCUGGAGGCUGAGAGCCAAUGUAGGGCUCAGGAAGCAGAGCACGUGCGGCAAAGAGAAGAGGAGGGGAGGAAAAAAUUUGAGAGAUGGAAGGAGGAGGAGAGGAUAAAGUUUCAAAAGGAAAUGGAAGAACUCAGGCACUUGUUCCUCACUGAAUUCAAAGACAUUGCCAGCAAGAAUUCUGCCUUGGAGGGGAAACUUCAGGAACUACAAGUCAAGAAUUCAAUGGUCUCUAAUCUGGGGACAUUGCAGGAUGAUGAUUCAACUGACAAGCGGCAAUGGAAGAAGACUCAGAAGGAACUACAGGGAAUGAAGGCGAAGGUCGAACAACAGAAAACAGAGUGGAAGUGGAAACUGAGGGAACUUCAGAAGGAGCAUCAGAUAGAGAAGGAAGAGUUGAAGGGUGAGAACGAGAGACUACGGGCCUCCUUGUCUUCUGACCAAUGGAAAAUGGCUGAGCACAGCAAGCAACAAAUGGUAUCACUCACUGCACAACUCAGGGAACAGGCCAAGAUCAUCCAAUCACAGGAAAAAACUAUUAAGUUCCUGUCUUCUAGCAAAGCCAAAGAAAUUCACGAGGUGCCUAAGGGUGAAAAGCCAGAAGAAUCUACUGAAGAAGAACUAGAAGAUACUCUGGACAGGAAGAGGAGGGUUCUAGAGGCACUAAGGAGGGAUCCAAACUUGCUGAAACAAUUCCGUCCAAUCCUGGAAGAGACCCUUGAAGAGAAACUGGAGAGCAUGGGAGUGAAGCGGGGCACAAAAGGUAUCCCGGCUCAAACCUAUAAACGUUUGAGAGAUGUGAUAAAAAUCCAGCAAAAGCAGAAGGUCAAAAAAUUUCCACAUUUUCUUGCCUUAAGAGACAAACUUGAGCAAGAAGUGCAAAAGAAAGUCAGAGGGGUUCGAAAGGAUGAAAGUGAUGCAUCUCUGCCACUCUCUGUAGUCUCAGGCAAAAACCAAAGGAGCCCACAUUCUCCAAUUCAGGUUAUGUCUUCUAAGCCUAGAAUGCAACAAGUUGAAUUGCAGCCUUAUGCCCCAGAGAUUCCUAGACCAGCUCCUCGGAGCAAAGUUAGCUCCAUGGCCAGUUCAGUGGAGACUCCCAGGAUGCCUUUUCCAAAGCAAGCUAGGAACAGCCCACCCUCUCAAUACUCUGCUGUCCAUCACCCCAGCACUUCACCUUUCAGCUCUGAAGAAGAGUCUGAGGACCAAUCAAGCUUUGCCUCUCCAAAGCUCACACCCCGCAAGACAAAACCAGACCCUCUCAGAGCAGCACAAAAUGAAGAGAGUGAUUGGGAUUCAUCUGAUGUAGAUGAGCCUGAGGGAAAAAGCAGCAAGAGAAGAGUUCUUUCAAUGGCAGCAGAUACUCAUUCAGAAACACUGGUGCAGUCAAUGGCUAAAAAUCUGGAGAGGACACUGAGUGCAUCUGGAAAAAAGCCUGCUGGUGGAGUGAAGCUCUUUCCCAUCCAAACCAAAGAAGCUCCUAAACCCAGCCAUACUACUAAAAAACUUCAGUUUGUUGAUGAGGAGGACAGUGACUUGGAUAUUUCUUCCUUUGAGGAAGUCACCCAGCACUUGGAGACCAACAGUAAGCUGAAAAACCCACAAGCCACAAAAGGUAGUGGGGACUCAUCUGGGUUUCGGGGCACCAGCCUCUGGAGUUCCAGCAGCACAAGGGCUGGUGCCUGGUGAUUCUUGCAUUUAGUUGAGCUGUAUCAGACAACAGGAUCCAUUUGAGAUGGAACAGCACCCCAUGGCAAGUGAAAGGAAUGAAAAUCUGAAGUUCACAAACCAAUGAAAGGAAUGCAAAAUGUUCAGAAAGAUAAUGUGAACAAGAUGUUCAGUAUCAUAUCUUUUGACUUAAACAUUAAGUUGUUUUGCUCCUUAGUAAAAAUAAGAUGAAAGAGUGUUUUGCUAGCAGUCUUGGAUAAGCUCCCAACUUUCCAAAAGUGAACAGCAGAAAGCUUUGAAACAAGACUUGUAGGGCUGAGGCAAAACACCAGCCCUAGCUUUGUAGCCCCUGCCUUUCAUUGAUGCUUCCAAGGGAGGGCUUUGAAAAGAGUGAAGUUCACCUCUUCAUCAGCAGGAAGGAAGCAUUUAACCUUGGUGUUGACCUAACAAGAGGAUGGUCUCUGCUCUUCUGUGCUAGGAGUUGUAGCAUAGCAUGGAAUUACCUGUGCCAGGAGUGAGAAACCUGUGUGGCCUUCCAUAUAUCAUUGGACUCCAACUCCAUCAGCAUAGCCAGGAAAGGUCAGGAAUGAUGGGAGCUGUAAUCUAGUAAUACCUGGAGGAUAAGAGACUCUCGGCUCCUAGCAUACAAUGCAGUCAGAUGAUUCUCCCUCUAUUUAGUGUUGUGCUGAAUGUGACUCGCUUCUGUGUCUGCAAAGAUUGCACAUGGCCACAGAAGUAGUAAAUAGAAAGCACAGCAGCUGAGCCAGGGCUUUUUGUUCCCCUCAUGCAUCCCCCAUUUCACUCCAAAGCAUAGGCUUGACUGUACUUCUGCUCAUCACUACUUGUGCCCCAGUGGUUAUUGGUGGAGCCAUGCUGUCCCUGCCAUUUGGGCCAACAUUUUUCAUUUUUCAAGACUACCAACUAUUCUUAUUCUUAUUAUUCUUAUUAUUCUUAUUAUUCUUAUUCUUAUUAUUAUUAUUAUUAUUAUUAAUAAUAAUAAUAAUAAUAAUAAUAAUAAUAAUAAUAAUAAUAAUAAUAAUAAUAAUAAUAAUAAUGAUAGUAAUGAUAUCCUAUAAGGAUGAUUAAGAGUCAUCAUUUCCCUCACGAAUCCCACAAAGUUUCUUUGAAAGGAUAAUUCAGCUUCAGCAUUAUUAUUUUGCUUUUUUCCCCAAGGGACAGCUAGAGAUUUGUUUCCAAAUCUACUCUUUGGUGGUAAGAGAUGGUCCAAGCUGCCAUGCUGGCUGGGGCUGAUGGAAUUUGGAGUCCAAAAAUCUGGAGGGCAUCUCGUUUGGGAAGGUUCCUGUAGAGGGGAAACUGCCACUGAGGAGAUUCCCUAGUGUAGAAUUCAUAAUUAAAAGUCCUUCUACAGCCCAGUACAGUUGUACUGAAUGUACAGGGGAAGAUAAGUAGCAAGUAGGCAUUGUUAGGUUUACACAUGCUUGGUAUCACUGAGGCCUAGUUCUCUCAGUGAGGCUUAGUGUCUGGGCUGAUCUGCUUCAAACUGCAGGGCAGCUUACAGGACUGAAUGUUGUUCCUUGUCCCUAAUUUCUAUCUACACAGAAAACUAAGUGUUAGGAAGGUGUAUAGGCUAGAAUCCUUUUUCCUAACAUGUAGUCUUUUAUAUUCAGGCAUUUUUAUUUAUUUGUUAUAGAGGAGGAGCAUUCAAUCAUAUGAAUCCUUGGCUGCAGUCUCCGAAGUGCUAUAGCCCAAAUACAGGAUUAUCACUUCAGUGAAAGCCAGGCCCAAUAUAUUCAGUGCUACACAUUUACUGACUACUGACUACGUAGCAACAGUUCUCCUUUCACUUUACCCCUUGUAGUUUUGUACAAUGUAUAGGAGUAUAAAUGAGUUUUUAAAUCUACAUUUAUUGCUUUUUAUUUUGAAAACAUUUUCACAAUUUUAAGAGUAUUUUUCUAAUAUUUUUAGGGCACUAACGGUCCAUAGGAUCAUUGACACUGGGCCAAAUUAGACUAGGAGAUACACAGUCUGAUGGAAAUUCCACAUUUUUCCCAUACUGGCAAAUAGCACUUGUGGGUGGCAAUUUAGACUGGAAAAUUGGUGCAGGAGAAAGGGUGAAGCUACCUCCCACUUCAUUUGCUGUCCUUGUUUUUAAACUAAAAAGAGAUGAGAGAUCCAGUCACACAUCUUUAAUAUCUCAUUUGGUGUGGUUCAUAGUUAUAAAAUAUUUGAAUUCUAGAAACACAGUUAAAUUAGAAGUUGCUGAAAAGACCUGACCACUUGAUGGCACCACAACUCAAGAAACAUGCAUUUUUAAAAUUAUUAUUAUUAUUAUUAUUAUUGAGAUGCUACAAACGGCACUUGGAGAGUGGAUUUUUUUUAUUUUAAAAAAGUAGUAUUCUGAAGAGCAAGUGCAAUAGGACUAAAUGAAGCACCCUAUACACCUGAUUAAAAGAUUUGCACAACAACAAACCUGGCAGUGAUCAUAAGGUAUCCCUCCUCCCUUCCUCCCAUGUAUUCAUUCCUUUCAUUUUGAAAAAAAUCACUUUAGAACAUUUAUUUUAUAGAAGUCCCAUUUGCUCAGUCACAAAUUUCUCAGGAUUAUUAUGUCCAUAUGCGCUCUUUUCAGUUGGUCUCACUGCAUGUAUCUCAAGAAGGCCAUAAACAUAAAAUACUUGGCAAGUUUUAGAAAUCUUUAUUGAGACCUUCCUUUUUCCAGCAAAACAGUGUAACUGUACAUGAGCCAUUGGGAUCAAAAAUUUCCCACAAUGUAAAGUACAAAAACUUACACAAAUGGUUAAUGGGAUCUAACUGACCCCACAGUUUUUUAAACAUGAAAAACUAAUAGUAUGCUGUUAAUAUGUAUAACAUAAUCAUUGCACAAGCAUAACAGCACAGUUAUCAUGAGUUGUGAGUGACUUAAUGAAUCUCACAUACUGCACUAGAAUGUUUAGCGCUGAAGCCUUCAUUCUAUACUGUACAGAAGUGAAUAUUUAUAAAUUUGGACAUUAUUGGGGGAAUUUUCUAAGUUUAGAAAAGGGAAGGUCAACUGCAAAAAUAAAAAGUUUGUAAAAAAAAAUAGAAAACAGCAAAGUAAAAUGAGGUAUGGUCUCAGCAAUUUUCAUGGUGAAAUAGUAUUUAGAUGCAUAUCUUCCUUUUAUUUUGUUAAUACAAAAUGUGUGUACAAGGCUGUUUAAAAACAUUCUAAAUUAUCUUUGUAAAUCCAUGCAGAUGUACAGAAUUUAUACUAGUGUGAAAGAUUAAAGACACAAUAUUUAUAUAAAGUAACAAUAGUCCCAAUCUUGUAAAUACCUGUUCAAAUAUUUUGAACUCAAAUUCUCUUACUGUCUGUAAUCUAAGAGCUGCCUUAGACUGUCAUCCUUAUGGCAAGAUUCCCAUGUCCCAGCUGAACGUGAAGCCGAUCUGAUCUCACCAUGAGUCCCUUGAUUCAGCCAGUAGCUACCAUUACCAUGGACUUGGAACAGAGAAUUGAAUACUAUGAACAGAAAAGAUGAGAAAGUGAAUGAAAGAAGACCUUCCAACUGUUCUAAUGAUGACAGUGUCUAGAAGUCCUGUGGCCCUCCAGAUGCUGCUGGUCAUCAUUCCUGAUGGCCUCAGGAUGGCCUUCCAUUCCUUGAAAGUCUCAGGUUCCCUAGCCUAGAGGAUUGACAUAUUCUUUCUGCUGUUUAAAAGUUUUAAAAUAGGAUUUUCUAAACAAAGAAAGAGUCAGACGUUUUUUAUAAAAAACACCUGUGAUUCAUCAGCCUUUUGUCAAAUGUUGGACUCGAUGGCUUUAUAGGCCCCUUCCAACUCUACUCUUUUAUGA